Molecule: messenger RNA, 369 nt
Organism: Parnassius apollo (apollo)
Lineage: Eukaryota; Metazoa; Arthropoda; Insecta; Lepidoptera; Papilionidae
Source: the annotation of a GenBank genome assembly
AUGAUGAAAGUGGUGGUAGCGUUGUGUCUGCUGGGCGUUGCCUUAGCUGCCCCUCCCCCGGCUUUCUAUUCCUCAGAUAGUAAGAACGCUGAAAUUCUUCGCUACGAUAACGAUAACACUGGAUUUGGAUCUUACAAAUAUGCAUUCGAACAGUCAGACGGCACCAAACAAGAACAGCAAGGAGAAGUGAUUAACGAAGGCAGCGAUAAUGAGUACCUCAGUGUAAAGGGUAGAUACACGUACGUAGGACAAGAUGGUGUCACAUACAUUGUAACAUAUGUUGCUGACGAUAACGGCUACCAACCAGAGAUUGAACAAGGACCUGGCGGAGGUGUACCCGAUUCAGUUGUCGCUUCUCUUCUUGGUUAA